Molecule: messenger RNA, 720 nt
Organism: Aspergillus calidoustus
Lineage: Eukaryota; Fungi; Ascomycota; Eurotiomycetes; Eurotiales; Aspergillaceae
Source: the annotation of a GenBank genome assembly
AUGGACAUUGCAGAUAAAUUCCUCUCCUGGACUUCCCAGGAUACCGGCCCUUUCCCGUACCCACUACCAUAUACCUCUCCGACCAAGGAAAGCGAUUUUACACUACAGCUGGCUUAUGGACUGCACAACCAGGAAGCUAGCCAGACAAAAGAUAUCCCGCCUCUACCACUCGAGAUCGAUACGGAUACCCCCGAAACACUAGAACAGCGAUCUACAUCUCCGAAUACUACCACCGGCUUCAACUCCCUCCUUUCGCCCACCGAUACAUGCAGCUCCUCUCCGACCCUCUCGGAGGCCCGAGGCUCAGUCUCGUCGGAGAGCAGCGCGGGCACCAAACAAGUUUCUUCCAAACCUGGACCUAAAAAUACCAAACGCGCCGUGCAAAACCGCGCCGCCCAGCGCCGCUUCCGCGAGCGCCGAGACGAGCAGAAUCGCACCCUCCGCGAAAAAGCAGAAUACCUCCAAGAGCGAUACGAAGCCCUCGGGGAACGGCUCAACGCAAAAUCAGACGAGGUCAACCAGCUAGAGAGGAAAAACGGAGAAUUGAGCUCGGAAAUCCAGGACCUGCGCCGGCGAUGGCGCACGAUGGUUCUCCUUUUACAGCGACCCAAGAGUCUGCAGUUCUUGUCGAUGUUUGUGGGCGAUGCGGGGCUGCCGCUGGAUCAGUUGGAUGGCUAUGUGCGGUGCUUGGAUGCGUUGAUUUUUCCGGAGAAGAGUUGA